Columba livia (rock pigeon) is the source of this 6028-nucleotide messenger RNA. RefSeq names its product FLVCR choline and heme transporter 1 (gene FLVCR1). Lineage: Eukaryota; Metazoa; Chordata; Aves; Columbiformes; Columbidae. The record is from RefSeq and is a predicted model, not a curated record. The transcript is spliced from 10 exons. Gene Ontology annotation, molecular function: heme transmembrane transporter activity; heme binding. Gene Ontology annotation, biological process: transmembrane transport; erythrocyte differentiation; heme export. Bases 111 to 1673 code for a protein of 520 amino acids. Gene Ontology annotation, cellular component: mitochondrion; membrane.
GGGCGGGGCGGCGGCGGAGCCGGAGCGGGAGGCGGGUGACCUUGGCGGGCAGAGCCGGGCUGCGCUCGCCGCCGCCACCACCGGGAAGGCUGGGCGGGGAGACAGCCGAGAUGGUGGAGGACAGCGGCGGCGAGGAGGAGGCGGAGGGGGACAGCGGGGAGAUGCCGGCGGCCGCCGCCGUGCCCCCCCUGCCGCGCUGCAACGGCUUCCUCCCCGGCAAGGAAGCGGAGGAGGGCGGGCAGGCGGCCCCGGCGGGCGGCGAGGCGCGGGCGGCGGAGGCCGAGGCCAUGCUGGCGGCGGGAGCCGGGCGGCCGGAGACGCGGCUGUCGCGGCGGCGGCUGGCGGUGCUGGCCGUCUUCAGCUGCUACUCGCUGGUGAACGCUUUCCAGUGGAUCCAGUACAGCAUCCUCAGCAACGUCUUCGCCGGCUUCUACGGCGUCUCGUUCACGCAGGUAGACUGGCUCUCCAUGGUGUACAUGGUGGCCUACGUGCCGCUGAUCCUGCCCGCCACCUGGCUGCUGGACGCCCGCGGCCUGCGCCUCACCGCCCUGCUGGGCUCCGGGCUCAACGCUCUGGGCGCCUGGCUCAAGUGCGGCAGCCUGGCCCCCAGCCGCUACCCGCUCACCCUGGCCGCGCAGACCGUGUGCGCCGUGGCGCAGGUCUUCAUCCUGGGGCUGCCCUCACGCAUCGCCUCCGUCUGGUUCGGCCCCACCGAGGUCUCCACCGCCUGCGCCGUGGCCGUGCUGGGCAACCAGCUUGGCACUGCAAUUGGCUUUUUGUUGCCACCUGUUUUGGUUCCGAAUACACCUAACGAUAUUGAUCUAAUGGCGCAUAACAUCAGCAUCAUGUUCUAUGGAACAGCAAUAGUGUCCACGCUUUUGUUCUUCUUAACAGGAGUUGUGUUUGAAGAAAAGCCCAAAUACCCUCCUAGCCACUCUCAAGCAGUCCUGCAAACUGUGCCUCCCGAGGAUUACUCCUACAAGCAGUCGAUCAUAAACUUGUUCAAAAACAUUCCGUUUGUACUCUUGCUGAUCAGUUACGGUAUUAUGACUGGGGUGUUUUAUUCUGUCUCCACGUUGUUAAAUCAGAUGAUAGUAACUCAUUAUGAGGGAGAAGAAGUGAACGCUGGGAGAAUUGGCUUGACACUGGUGGUGGCAGGAAUGGUGGGUUCGAUUAUUUGUGGUUUGUGGCUGGAUUACACUAAAACAUACAAGCAAACUACUUUGAUUGUUUACAUUCUCUCUUUCAUUGGGUUGCUGGUAUUUACUUUCACCCUGGACCUCGGAUACCUUAUAGUAGUGUUCGUGACUGGAGGAGUACUUGGGUUCUUCAUGACUGGCUAUCUCCCACUUGGGUUUGAAUUUGCUGUGGAAAUUACAUACCCAGAGUCUGAAGGCACUUCCUCAGGUCUCCUCAAUGCAUCAGCACAGAUAUUUGGAAUCAUCUUUACACUUGUUCAAGGAAAACUCACAACAGACUACAGUCCUCGUGCAGGAAACCUCUUUCUUUGUGCUUGGAUUUUUGUGGGCAUUAUCUUAACAGCCUUAAUAAAAUCAGAUUUGAGAAGACACAAUGUGAAUUCGGGGAUUAUGAAUUUGGAUGUUAAAGCUGUACCAGUUGACAGUCCUGUAGAACCUGAAAGUACUACAUUAAAAAUUCAGUCGGAUUUAUAAAACUGAAAUAAGGUGACUUAGAAACGCACAAGUUUGGUUGCAUACUGGACGAUAUUAAUUGGUGUAAUCACUGGAUUUGUGUGUAUGAGUAGCAAAAUGUGCUUGGUGAUAGUUGUGAGGUGGAAACUAUGAAGAUGCUCAGUUCAUUUUGCCCAAGAUGUAAAGAAUUCACCUUUGUAUGGAAUAUUUAUUUUAACACUUUUCAAGUUUUGCAGUUUCAUUUAUAAAGAACUGUGUGAAUACUCUCCGUGCUAUGACAUGUACAUUCAGGAUGCACACUUGAAAAAAUCUGGAAUCUUGAAGUACAAUCAUCAUGAUCAGGAGUGUCUAAUCUUUUUCCUGAAGAAUCGAGAGGUAGUUAAUUUCUUGUUCAGUCUUUGCUACUGCAUUUGAAAAGUCAGAGAAUAGGUAGCUGCACAGCUGGAAGAUGUUCACAAGUUCCUUAUUUUUUUAAAUGUAUUUGCGUUUUUAAUGUAAGCCAACGGUUCCUUCUGGGAAACUGUCGAUAGCACAAUACUGAAAACAAGAGAUGACUACAAAUGUGUGUGUUCCAUACUGGCAUCUGACAUUUCUUUUGCCUUGAAACUUCUCGAUAGAUAUCAGAAGGCAGAUAAGAGAAAACACGGUAACAUCCAUUGUAACGUUUCUGGGGAGGUGUAAAGAGUUUCCUACUAGACAAAUUGAAGAAAAAACAUUUCUUAUUAAAUACAGUCAAAAAGGAGGUGAAAGACCUUUGGUAUCUCUACUGUGAAGUAUUUACAGGCAAUGAAAUACUGCCACACAGGUUGCCUCCAUGGAAUAUUUUAAGCGCUUUCUCAGUUAAAGUGAGAGUUUACAAAGAGCUGGUGCCUUCACUUUGUAAAGAAGAUCCUUGGCUCAUCUUGAGUAUAAUCAUUGCUGCUGAAGACAUUCCGUUUUGUAUGUUAAACAUCCUCUGAGUAUUUGUAGAGUAUCAGAAAAUGUGUUCUGUCAUUUUUGCAUUUAUUUCUCUGCGUUAUGAAUUGUAUCAUUUGCCUCAUGAAAUUUUUGCACUCAUAUAACUUAAAUCAUGUCUUUCACAGUUUGUUAAAAGCUGUAAGGAUGACUGAAAAUAGUGAUGCUUCACUUUGUCUGAUGAAAUAUUCACUGUUUAUGUCAUGCACCUUAGCUACAAAAGGAGCAGACUUCACUAACAUUGACCUUGUAUUAUUACAUUUGUCUGAAUUUGGGAUGUGGAUUUCUCACUGCAGUGUUUCUCCUUUACCUUGUACUCUAUCUCCACACCUACAGAACUGACAGCACUACAAUAUACUGAGGCCCUACUAUUAUUGCAGAAGUCAGACCUGAGUUAGCAGAUUUUCUGCAGACAUUUAAGCUUUAGCAGCCUUUAAGUUGAGCCUGCAGGUUCAGUGCCAUCAAUGAUGCCGUCUGCUUUGAGUUCCCACAGAUGUAGUGCCAUCCAGAAGGCCGGAUCCUACUUGUUUUUCUAUGGAUUCUUACAGUUGGGUAUGGUGAACCUUUUAAUUCCAAGAUAGACUUUCAGUAUAAUAAGUAUUGAUAAAUGCUUUUCUUUUUCUUGUUUCACUGUAGGUUUAGAGAAUCCUCUUAUGUAAAAAGGACCCUGUGAACUUAGCUUACUAAACUUAGCCUCUGAACACGAUGAUCUCGAUUUAACAUUUUGUAUGAUAAAUGCUUCGGACAUGGGAAGAAUGGCAAUAUACAUAUCAGAAUAAGCUAGGUAUGCUUGGAACACUCACCUUUCAAAAACAGCUCUGUGUCUUUUUGCCAGGUCCAGUACUACAGAGAAAAUGAGCCCCCUUGCUGCUCUUGGAGAGGAGAGCCCUAUAGGAAGAGUCCUCUGGUGACGUAGGUGAAUACAGGCAAAAUAAUCAUAGAUAUUCAAACAGCAGGCAAGAGCAUAGGGGUGGAAGCAGAGAUGCUUUCAUUAUGUUAGUUCUUUACAUUCAGUGACUUGCUGUGAUAUAAGCUGCCCCAUCUGUACACGUUUUCAGCCUGAGUGAGCAAAGUGAAAGUUCUUUCCUUUUCAUAUCUGCGGGUGGCUUUUCCCUUUGGAAAACUGAUAAUAACGUAUGCCAAAAUAUGUAAGUUCUUCCACAAGGUACAGAUUCAGUAACUAUUUGUGUGUGUGGUACUUGGUUGCUUUGUGCUUUGUACUUUGUACUUCUGCUGUUGCAAAAUCUGAACAAGACAAUGUCUUUACGGUUUGGAGGAAGUGCAGAUGUCCAAAGGAAGUCUUUGGCAGUAUCCAGGAUGCUUUCUGAGACGCCCAGUACAUACUGUUCAAAUUCAAAGAUGCAGCUUUUUUCUUCUUUUAUUUUAAAUAUUUUUUUAAAUUCAUUUCCUCACUACUGGUUUCCAGUUUCUUUAGUUAUGUUCAGCUGAUUAUUGAAAAAAAUCUGGCUCCUUGUGUUUUUUAUCUUCUGCCAAAUUACUUGGCUACCCUCUGAAAAGGUCCAAACAAGAUUCUGACAUCCUGGAAACCCUGCUGGGUCCCCGAAAAGAAAAUAUUCCUAAUAAUGAAGGCUUAAUUACAUCCUGGAUUUCAUAUUCCCCCUCUAAAAAGAGCCUGGAAGUUGGAAACCUGUGAGCUAUUUCCAGGCAACGAUUAAGUAUUCAAAUAAAAGGCUCAGCAGCAAAAUAACAAGCAAAUGAAGAACAAACCAGUAUUUUAUGUAAUAAUAUUAUAAUCUGUCAAGAAACUGAGGUUCUAGCUCAUGGCAGAAAUAAAUUUGGGGUAGUUUGGGCUUCGGGUUUUUUGCUUUUAAUUUUUGUUUUUAAACAAACAUCCACCCAAUCAAACAUCCAUCUGGAACCUGAAACAGGGUCUCUGACUCUCAGCCUUGAGAUUGUGGCUCAGCCCUCCAGUAAGAGUAGAGGUGGGGGCUAAAAAAUCAUAACUGCUUAAAGAGCAAAUUGUUCAAUGAAUGGAAUUAUAUGUCAACUAUGAGAGUAGGGAGUGGGAAACCAAGUGAGGAGAGGUAUCCCAGUCCCACGCAUCAGCUUUUGCUUUUCAAUACGUUUUAAUUUUGAGCGCUUUGAGGGAACUAGAGGAUGAAAGAGCACUCGUGGUGAGUGUCAGCGAGGGGGCUGCCCGCACAUUCCCAGAGACCCCCCCAGGGUCUGUAGUUGCUAAUUUUCAGCUACAAGAUUUGGAGAUUAGCCUUUAAAAUAGCUCUAUCUUUGUUUGUUUCUUCCAGACCAUGUUAAAAUUUUGCUAACUUAAGUGGGAGAGACACAGAGAACAUUAACCCAUUUCUAUUUAGGGUUUUUAACAUGGCCUUAAAACCAUCGUUUCUGUUGGCUGGGUGUGAAAAUAUCAGGCCUGUAAGGAAUAGUCUGGAAUUUCUGUAAUUGGGAGCUUUCUUCUUCAGCUUUGUAGAGAAGUCCUUCAGAGCAUUUAUUUUGUAGAUGGGUGCCUGUCUUUAAUAACAUCUCUUUCUGUUGCUGAAUGCUCAUGUUUUAUGAGGGAGAAAUAACAAGGGAUGAAGUGGGGAGAAUACAUCUGAAUCAUUUCAGGUUAACAUGGCUUCCCUAACUUCAUCCUUUUGAUCAUUCCUUUUGUCCAAUGCAGUCUGUUGUUUCAGAGACAAUCACUGGAGUGUGUGAUGAGAGCAGCCAGCCCAAGUUGCCUAAUGAAAAAAUGCUUUUUGAGAAGUCUUUGUACUGUCUCAUUCACCUACAACCAAGUGACACUGGGUUAAGGUAUAAGCACUUACUGCUUUCAUUUUUCCAUUCUGUGAACUCAUGAGUCUUCCUAUGUGAGUGGGAACGUGUGACCUUUUCAGUUGCUGCCUUUCAGUACGUGUAUGUACCACCUUGAGUGUUAUAAGCUACUAAUGAUUCAUAGACCACCGGCUAAGUUAUUGUAUCCCAUGUGAUUUCCCUACCACCACCAUUUGGUCUGGAGUCUGUGAAGAGGAAGAAGGGAUGUUAAUGCAUGAACUGGAAUGAAUUAAGCAAAAAAUAUUCCUAAGAGAAAUGUAUUUCCAUGUUAAGACCCGUGUUACUUACUGCUGAUGUCUUUGUUCUUCUCAUGAAGAUAACCAAGAUUUUUGCUUUAAUAUUUUGGUUUUGUUAGUGUCCCAUUCUUUGUUUCAAGAGAAAAUUAAAAAUUCCUUAUGAAUAUUCUCAGAUUGCAAUAUUGUACGUAUGUGUAUAUGUGGGUAGCAUCAUUCCUUACCAUUACAUGUUAUUAAUAAAGUGUAUAACGUGUAACUUGAUCAGAACGAAGAUUAUGAUUUUUGACAGCUGCUGAUACAGCUGAGGCUCUAAAAAUGAUUCAUUUUUUUCCUUAAAAGCUGUCAGAUGAUGUCAGAUGAUACACUGUGUCAUUAAUAAACAUGCAUGCACACAUA